Molecule: messenger RNA, 2087 nt
Organism: Fomitopsis serialis
Lineage: Eukaryota; Fungi; Basidiomycota; Agaricomycetes; Polyporales; Fomitopsidaceae
Product: MFS general substrate transporter
Exons: 10
Coding region: 158-1822 (554 amino acids)
Biological process (GO): transmembrane transport
Molecular function (GO): transmembrane transporter activity
Source: RefSeq, a predicted model, not a curated record
CGUGCCUUCUCGGAGCAUCCAUGCACGAAGGUGUUGGUCAAGCGUCCGGCGCGACACCGUCAGAUGUCGGUGUCAGUGUCAUGGUCUGCGAUACGCUCCUCGCUGGCAUAGCCGCCGCCUUACCGCCCUUCGGUGCCUACUGCGAACUCACCGGACUAUGUCCAUGGAAUCCGUUGCCACCGUCCCUCGACAGUCCUCCAGUAAUCCCUCGGAUAAUGACGCCGACUCGCCCAUCGUCGAUGACUCCGCUGCUGCGAGGCCGCAGGCGAGAGGAUUCAAGUUCUGGAUGUCGUUCUUGUCGAUAUGCUCCGCCCUUGGACUUUUUGCUCUUGAGCUCACUUCGGUCUCUACGGCUCUUCCCACCAUCGUGAAAGAGCUCCAUGCGACCGACUUCGUUUGGAUUGGGGCAUCGUAUGCUCUGGCAUCCACCGCUUUCCUACCUAUGGUUGGCGGUCUGUCUCAAACAUUUGGCCGAAAACCAGUUCUUGUCGGUUCUAUUCUCCUCUUUGCCCUAGGAAGCGCUCUGUGUGGCGCAGCGAAUAGCAACGCCAUGUUGGUUGCUGGACGAACGGUCCAGGGCACUGGAGGCGGAGCCAUCGUCAACCUUUCAGAUAUUGUCCUCGGAGACCUAGUUCCCUUACGCGAUCGCGGGUUCUUCUUUGGACUUAUUGGACUGACCUGGGCAUUGUUUUGUGCCAUUGGUCCUGUAGUAGGCGGUGGUCUCGCCUCGGCCGGAGCGUGGAGAUGGCUCUUCUAUCUCAACCUACCAAUAUGCGGGUUUUGUAUCUUCGUCACAGUCUUCUUCAUGGAGCUCCGGGCCCCGCGGUUGACCUUCAGCGAGAAGAUGGCACGUAUGGACUGGGGAGGAAACCUCAUCGUUGUUGGCAGCUCCGCCGCAUGCGCACUCGGCCUCACAUGGGGCGGUAUCGAAUACUCAUGGGGAUCUGCACAAGUCCUGGUGCCACUAUGCAUCGGGUUGGCGGGCCUGUUGCUAUUCUUCGUCUACGAAAGCCGUUGGGCGACAGAACCUAUUAUCCCGUAUUACCUGAUGUCAGAUCGGACAAGUGCUAGUGGAUAUUUGCAGAACUUCUUUUCGCCAGUACUCGCUCUCGCCGCAGUCUACUUCAUCCCCAUCUAUUACCAAGCCUGCAAAGGUUCUUCUCCCCUCUUAUCCGGUGUCCAGACUCUCGGACUCGCUGCCAUCGCCCCGGCCGCCAUAGUUGGAGGAGUGAUGGUUGGAAUCAGCCAGAAAUACCGACCACCGCUGUGGGCCGGCUGGUGUCUGACCAUCAUAGGGUUUGGGCUCCUGACAACUAUCACCGCCAACGACCCGAGCGCGCGCACGAUCGGCUUCAGCGUAAUCGCGGGAUCCGGUAUUGGUGUCAUCUACUCUGUCGCUCAAUUCCCCGUGCAAGCGCCCCACCCGACCUCAGAGAACGCACGCUCCAUGACAUUCUACGCGUUCGUCCGCGCCUUCGCAAGCAUCUGGGGCAUCACCAUGGGCAACGCCAUACUGCAGAACGAGCUGCGCCGGCGGCUCCCCGCCGCCUACAUCGCGCAGUUCCCCAACGGCGUCGCGCUCGCGUACGCCAUCAUACCCGAGCUGUCGACGCUCACGCCGUCGCUGAGAGAGGAGGUGCGCCUCGCGUUCGCGGAGAGCCUCGCCAUAUUGUGGAAGGCGCUGACGGGCGUCGCGGGCGUUGGGCUGCUCUCGUCUUUGCUGAUGCGGGAGAUACCGCUCCAUACUGAGACUGACAAGGACUGGGACCUGACGGCCCAGGACGAAAAGGACGUUGAAAAGAUAGCUUUGAACCCUAUUUAGUGGGUCGCAGGUAACUUAUUGUGUGUGUACGAUAGGGAUGCGAUGAGAAUGUGUACUUCAUCCUUCCUUGAUCAUAAGUCUCAGAUCUUGAGGUGACGGCACGUGUUCAAUGGUACUGGUAUACAGCUAUUGUGUGGUGAGGCUUCUUGAGUGGUCCGUCGCCUAUCACCGCAGGAAGAAGCGUACUGCACCCGGUACCAUAUGCCAAGGUUCGAAGGGGCACGCAGGCUCGAGGGUUCGUGUACACAUUUAGCAAGGUUCAGCC